AUGGACUGUAAAAUACCUGUCGCGAACGUGCCUGCCAUCGUGGAUGAAUUAUCAAACGGCCGAUUGAAAAAGGGAAAGCACACCCUAGACAGCGACGAGGAGGACGAUGAUGGUGAUAAAUACGAUAUUCUGAAAGAAGAUGACAUUGAAGGCCAAGAGGAAAAGACAAUAGACUUUGACGAGGACAUACAGAUUACUCCAUUCAACAUGAGGGAAGAGCUGGAAGAGGGGCACUUUGACAAAGAUGGAACUUUCAUCUUUGACAAAAGCAAAAAUGUGGUGAAAGACAGUUGGAUUGACAAUAUAGACUGGGUCCGUGUCAAAGAAUCUGAGCGCAUCAAGGCUCAGCAACGUGCUGCUGCUGCAGAAGAAGACAGUAAGGAGGAGCUACCACCUGUGGACAAGGUUGCCAUUUUCAGUCAGAUGCUUGAGAUACUUAAACCCCAGGAAAGUGUUGCUAAAGCAUUGCGCCGAUUGUCCAAAAGCAAAGGCAAACCUCUUAGCACAGCUCAACGCUGGAAGGCAAAGCGACAGAAAAUGUCAGCAGCAGAGAAGGAGGCAGGGGAAACAGCAAAAGAGGAAGAAGACCAACAGACAAUGCUGCGGUUAACGGAAAUGGCAGACACUUUGGUGCAGGAUGGCAUGAUGGAGAUUUAUGAGGCAACACGGGAAAAGGUGGCCCAUAUGUUGAAGCAAGAACAGGAGUCAAAAGGGAAAGUUUCCAUUAAAGUCCCGAGGAAAAUCAGCGACGAUGAUGCACUUGACAUGUUUGGUGAAAACUUUGAUAAGCAAGAAGCUGAGAAACUUUCAGGGAAAAAUUCUGUGGGUAACGAAGAAAAAGAACCAGAGGAAGAGCAAAAAGGAGCGUGUUCAGACUCCUUGCAAGAUUCUGGUGAUGAGAAUAAAGAUGCAGAUGAAGUGAGAUGGGAGUACAAGUUAAAAAACACAGAAACAGCUGAAUUGUUUGGGCCUUAUUCCACAUCACAGAUGGUAAUGUGGCAGGAAGAGGGCAAGUUCACGAGCGGUGCAUUUUGUCGACGAGCGGGCUCAGGCAGCCAGUUUUAUUCUUUGGCUAGAAUUGAGUUUGAUUUGUACCUCUGAUUAUCUUUCGAGUACACAGCUUGUAUGCAGACAAAUUAUUUCAGUGAUUUUAGUUAAUGUCACAUGUUCUGACGUAAAAAAACAAAAAUCACCAAUCCAAAGCUUUGGAGGUACUUCUGAGGAGGAAGUAUGUCAUCUCCAAAUUUUGAUGUAGACUGUCAGGGCUUCUGCUUACUCAAAAAAUUGUGUACAGUACACAUUAAAAGUUCGGAGGACCCCUUCAAUUUUCGUCAAUGGGGUCCCAGGCGAACCCUUCAAAUUUGGGCGAAGAACAGAUACAAA
Pomacea canaliculata is the source of this 1383-nucleotide messenger RNA. RefSeq names its product CD2 antigen cytoplasmic tail-binding protein 2-like. Gene Ontology annotation, cellular component: U5 snRNP. The transcript has 5 exons. Bases 1 to 1101 code for a protein of 366 amino acids. Gene Ontology annotation, molecular function: protein binding. The record is from RefSeq and is a predicted model, not a curated record. Lineage: Eukaryota; Metazoa; Mollusca; Gastropoda; Architaenioglossa; Ampullariidae.